AUGGUUAAAUUCUUGAAGCCUGGAAAAGUAGCUAUAAUUCUUUCGGGUCCGUUCGCUGGUAAAAAAGUGGUGAUCGUGAAAAAUGUUGACGACGGUACUAAAGAACGCCAAUAUGCUCAUGCCAUCGUUGCUGGGAUCGAAAGAUAUCCACUAAAAGUUACCAAAAGAAUGAGCCAAAAACGUGUCGUUAAAAGAUCUCGAAUCAAGCCUUUCAUUAAGGUCAUAAAUUAUAAACACCUAAUGCCUACCCGUUACACCUUCGAAUUGGAAGAUAUCAAACAGAUCGUUAACCAAGAGUGUUUUAAAGAACCUUCUCAACGUGUUACAGCUAAGAAAGCGGUAAAGAAGGCAUUACAAGAUAGAUAUAAGGCUGGAAAGAAUGCAUGGUUCUUUGCUAAACUUAGAUUCUAA
Messenger RNA from Cetraspora pellucida, 411 nucleotides. The record is from the annotation of a GenBank genome assembly. NCBI's taxonomy places the organism in Eukaryota, Fungi, Glomeromycota, Glomeromycetes, Diversisporales, Gigasporaceae.